CCGGGCCAGUGGUGUGGAGUGGCAGUGGGCGGGCCCUCACCGGCUUAGCUAUGAUUGGCCCCCAGUCAGCGCUCCGCUUCCUCAUCAGUGAGCCCAUUGAGAAGGGUCGGCUAAUGCUGGAGCUGCUGUUAGUGCCUUUUCGACGCUGCCACUACCACAUGAUGACGACACUUUCACAGACAAAGGAGCUCUUCAGGAGAGCAGAUGCGGUCUGUUUCGAUGUGGACAGCACAGUCAUCAAAGAGGAAGGCAUUGACGAACUUGCCAAGUUCUGUGGUGUUGGAGAUGCAGUCACUGAGAUGACUCGCAAAGCCAUGGGCGGCUCAAUGACUUUUAAAACAGCCCUGACUGAGCGUCUCUCCAUCAUCCGAUGUUCCAGGGAACAAGUGAACAAACUGAUAACAGACCACCCACCUCAGCUGACUCCGGGUAUCAGGGAGCUCGUGGACCGUCUGCACCAGCGCAACAUAAAAGUGUUCCUCAUUUCUGGAGGCUUCCGCUGCAUCGUUGAACAUGUGGCCACUCAACUGAACAUUCCUCUGCAUCACAUCUACGCCAACCGGCUCAAGUUCUACUUCAACGGAGAGUAUGCUGGCUUUGAUGAGAGUCAGCCCACAGCUGAGAGCGGUGGAAAAGGAAAGGUCAUCAGCAUGCUGAAGGAACAAUAUGGCUUCAAGACUGUGGUGAUGAUCGGCGAUGGAGCCACUGAUCUAGAGGCCUGCCCUCCCGCUAGUGCUUUCAUUGGAUUUGGUGGGAAUGUCGUCAGGCAGCAGGUUAAGGAGAGGAGUUCAUGGUAUGUGACAAGUUUCGGGGAGCUGCUAAAAGAACUGGAGAAGAUCUAAAGAUUCUAAAAGAGUACUGUUACUAAUUUUGACAUUUUAUAUUUGCACCUAAGGGAGUGCCUCUAAUGGUUCCUUAGAUUCUCAAUAAAUUUUUAUAAUGGAAAUGUUUACACUAGUGAGACCAAUUUUACCUUCAUGGAGAUGUCACCCUGUUGAUUUUUAUACUAGACAAUAUUACAAUAACCAAACACUGUCUAUGUGAAGGGUUAAGAUGAUGAUUUUAGUGUUUUUGCACUUUUUGCAUUAAAGUCUUUAGGUAAGCUAAUACAACUCCUGCAUGUUAUUGCAUGUGCAAUGAGCAGUAGAAAUGUUUUAACUGUGUAUGAGUACUAAAAGCUGUAACUGGACAUGUCAGUGAGUGUGGUGACUUCAGUCCUGUAAAGAAGAUCAGCAAUAAACACAAGAACAUGCUGUCAAA
This is a messenger RNA of Lates calcarifer (barramundi perch), 1260 nucleotides long. RefSeq names its product phosphoserine phosphatase (gene psph). The record is from RefSeq and is a predicted model, not a curated record. Gene Ontology annotation, biological process: L-serine biosynthetic process; dephosphorylation. NCBI's taxonomy places the organism in Eukaryota, Metazoa, Chordata, Actinopteri, Centropomidae. Gene Ontology annotation, cellular component: cytoplasm. Gene Ontology annotation, molecular function: L-phosphoserine phosphatase activity; magnesium ion binding.